UAAUAAGCCCAACCCAUGCGGCUUAGUGUGCUAUUUUAUCUCCACUAUGUAGUAGACUCGUGCUCGGUUUGGGACACAGCCCAUGUUGUCGCGAGCUUUUCUCCAGCUCUCGGAGUCACGGCUUUAAAAGCUUUAAACACGGACUCGGAUACACACAGAGGCGAGAGAGCGACGAGUCUGACUGAAAUGUUGAGAAGCGCAUCUUUGUUCGUUUUGCUUGCUCUGGCUGGCUGUCAAGCCGAGCAGCUGAAAAGUAAGAGUAAAGUGUGCGCAAAUGUGUUUUGUGGAGCAGGACGAGAAUGUGCAGUGACCGAGAAAGGAGAACCCACCUGCCUGUGUAUGGAGCACUGUAAGCCCCAUAAGCGUUCAGUAUGUGGCAGUAAUGGCAAGACGUACCGCAACCACUGUGAGCUUCACCGUGACGCCUGUCUGACCGGACUCAAGAUACAAGUGGCUUAUGAUGGACACUGUGAAGCGAAAACGAUGGACAAGGUCGCUACCAGCCCAAUUGUGUGUUACCUUGCUGAUCGUAAUGAGCUGAGGAGCCGAGUGAUGGAGUGGCUGCAGGCCGAGGUGGUGCCGGGUGGCUGGUUCAGCAAAGGCUCCAACUUCAGCGAUGUCCUUCUCAAAUACUUCCAGAACUAUGAUAAUGGGGACGCUCAGCUGGACUCCACCGAGUUCCUCAAGUUUAUUCAGCACAACGAGACGGCAAUCAACAUCACCUCAUACGCAGACGAGGAGAAUAACAGACUGCUGAGGAGUCUCUGUGUGGAUGCCCUGAUUGAACUCUCGGAUGAGAAUGCUGACUGGAAAUUGAGUUUUGAUGAGUUUCUCAACUGCCUCAAGCCUGGCUUCAAUCCUCCUGAGAAAAAAUGUGCACUGGAGGACGAGACAUAUGAGGACGGAGCCGAGACACAGGUGGAGUGUAACCGUUGUGUCUGUGCCUGUGGGAACUGGGUCUGUACUGCUGUGACCUGCGACGGUUCAGAGAAGCCGUCUGCUUUGGAGGACAUGGAUGGAGGUGAUAAAGAGAUGACAGAGGAAGAGUGGAUCCGCAGAGUCGCUGAGCUCAACAAACAUCAGGAAACUGUAGAGAAGAUGAAAGUGAGCACCAAGGAGGUCUAAGUGAAGACCAUGGGCAGAUGAGGAAGAGGAGGAUACAAAUGGACAUGAAUAAUCUGCUACGAUUGUUCAGUCCACUGUAUUGAUUUUUAUUUGUUGGUCCACCAAAAAAGUGUGGUUUUACUUUUAUAUCCUUUCAUAUUGUUGUGUUAAUUAUUCUGAAUUGUUAGUACCUAAUUUUAAUCUUUUAAGGAGAUCUCAUAGAGACCUUUACUAUGUGAUUUGUUUUUUUUUUUUUUUAGAAAAUAUAUUUUAUA
Messenger RNA from Hemibagrus wyckioides, 1379 nucleotides. It is a transcript of the gene fstl1a, whose product is annotated as follistatin-like 1a. Bases 16 to 1125 code for a protein of 369 amino acids. The transcript has 11 exons. NCBI's taxonomy places the organism in Eukaryota, Metazoa, Chordata, Actinopteri, Siluriformes, Bagridae. The record is from RefSeq and is a predicted model, not a curated record. Gene Ontology annotation, molecular function: calcium ion binding; protein binding. Gene Ontology annotation, biological process: regulation of BMP signaling pathway; cell differentiation; multicellular organism development.